Messenger RNA from Pygocentrus nattereri (red-bellied piranha), 6535 nucleotides. It is a transcript of the gene slx4, whose product is annotated as SLX4 structure-specific endonuclease subunit homolog (S. cerevisiae). Bases 434 to 5716 code for a protein of 1760 amino acids. Gene Ontology annotation, cellular component: Slx1-Slx4 complex; nucleus. Gene Ontology annotation, biological process: resolution of meiotic recombination intermediates; interstrand cross-link repair; DNA replication. The transcript is spliced from 14 exons. Gene Ontology annotation, molecular function: enzyme binding. Lineage: Eukaryota; Metazoa; Chordata; Actinopteri; Characiformes; Serrasalmidae. The record is from RefSeq and is a predicted model, not a curated record.
UUUUGAACGUCGGCUAGCCGGCUAGGUUAACUAACCUAACGCUAACUGCGCUGCUUUCUCCGCUAAUUAAUGUCAUUUUUAUAGAAAAGGCGCGGUGUGGGUGAAUAUUUUAACUGUAAUUCUAUCAAUUCGCGCUGUUAUUCGUCUCUAAGGCCACAAGUGUAAACAAAUACGACCGUUUAGCUUGAGCUGACGCGGUAGCGGGGAGUUAGCAGUCCGGCUGCGCUGGCGGUGCGAGUCGUCCCUGUCGGUUUAACCGUCGCUGGAAAACCGAGCGGGUCUGCGUUUAAAACAGGCUGUGAAAUAAAAACGGCUCCGGGAAGCUGGAAGGUUUAGGCCCCGAAGGGCUCGGGCUGGUGACCAUGCCGACCCGACCUGACUGGAGUCCUGCUUGUGGGCUGUUGUUUUGAGAUGCUGCCGUGCUGUCCGCGCCAUGGACGACUCGGACCAGGACUUCUCGGAUCUCUGCUCGCGGCUCCUCAAGAGGGUCAAACGGAAAGACUCGGGGGAUGAGAAGAAAAGCACGGCAGUGAAAGAUGAAGCAGGACCGGGCUCCUCUCAGAGCAAAGCGCCGGCCAAGAGGAGAAAGAAGAACGGGCAUCUCCGGAGCGAGGCGGCGGUGCCGGGUAGGAGCCAGCCCGGCUGCCCCGCGGAUGGAGCCUCCUCCUCUCUGAGCGUGAAGGAGAAGGUGCUGCGGAGGAUGGAGCGCUUCAGGAGAGAGAGUCCUCCUCGGCUCCUGCAUGUGGAGGAAGAAGAAACCCAAGGAAGCCGAUGUGACCCAGCACCACGUCCCUCACAAGAUCACCUGGAGGAACCUGAAAGCGACGAGGCUCUUGCUUUGAGGCUCCAGCAACAGCUGGACAGAGAGGCUGAGACUCAGGCUGUGGUGGACUUGGAAGAUGGAGGCCUGUUCUUUUGCCAGCUGUGCCACAAAAACCUGUCGGCCAUGAGCCCCCAGCUACGGACCCAGCACAUCAACAGGUGUCUGGAUGAGAGUGAGAAGAACGCCUCUGCUCCUCCCGCUCCUCCUCCUCCUCCCCGCCCUCGGGUGCCCGAGUGCCCUCUCUGUGGACGUAGGUUUAAGUCUGAAAAGAGUCGUUCCACCCACUUAAAGCGCUGCUCCAACGCCAUGGGCGUGUCCCCAGCCGAGCUACUGCAGGCCCUUCAGAGGCAGGCAGCCCAAAGUUUGAGUGACGCCGCAGCUGACCAACCGCAUCAGUCAGCGGACAGUAGGAGGACAAAUGCAUCCAGCAUGCCGGCUACAAAGAAGGCCAGAAGAAAAGGCCCAUGCAUGGAUGAGGACACCAUGGUGGCUUUGGCCCUGUCUCGUUCUCUGCUGGAGCAGGAGAAGGAGCGAGAGAGAGAGAUGGAGGAGGAGAGGCAGAUACAGGCACGACUCUCGAACCCCCCUGAAACUACAGCUCCUGUACAGUGGAAGCCUCGAGCAGCUAAAGGUCGCGGGAAGCGGAGAAAAGGUGUGCCUGCUGCCCCACCUCCCCUCCUCCUGGUGCAGGACCCCCAAACAGCGCUGAAUCGAAUCCAGCAGCGCGUCUCCUCCCUGCUCCUCUGCUCUAGACCUACAGCUCCCCCCACUCCUAAACUGCUCCCCUCUGAACUCCCCAUGUGGGCACACAGCGCCCCCCUCUGGCUCAAGAGUGCACUGCCUGGAGGAGGACCAGACUCAGUCUCUGAGUUUUACACCCCAGAGCUUGGAGAGUUCAUACAGCCAUGGGUCAGAGAUGAGAAAAAGCCGUCUCUUUCCUCAGAGGUCACGCCAGUAAAGGAGCGCCAGGCAUCAGCUACAGAAACCGCUGCGGAUCCGGAGCAGCCCAGCUGUGCUCCGGUCUCCCUGGACGCGAGGCCAGGGGAUCGUCCUGCUACUCCAGCUUGUCUCACCCCAGCCAUGAGCACUCCAGGCUCUCAGGCCCUGCAGGAUUUAGUGGAGCUAGCGGAGGAGGGCAUGACUCUCACCCAGUACCGACACACAGAUAAAGAGGCUGCUGUGGCUGAGCUUCCUCUGAGCGGCUUUGUCCCUGAAACAACAAAGGCCAUAAUGCCCCGUACAAACUCGGUUACUGUGUCCAAGCUGUGUUCUGAUCUGGCCAGCAUGGUUAACAACCCUCAGCUCAGUGAUGUACAACUGCAGGUGGACAGUGGAGAUGUCUACUUUGCUCACUCAUUCAUGCUCUAUACACGCUGCCCUCUGCUGGCUAGCAUGGUCCAUGAUGCAGGCUUUGGGGUGCAGGAAGAUGGCAUGCCUACAGCUCAGAGGGUACUGUUGGGUGAUGUACCGGGCGAGGCAGUAUACGCCCUGUUGCAAUACCUGUACACUGCCCUUUGCCCAAUCACGCACACCCUCCUGCCCAACAUACUCCAGCUAGCCAAAAGGUUUGGGCUGUCUGAGCUGCAGCAGCAGUGUGAGCAGUACAGUGGGGAUCCAGAAGACUCGGAUGAAGAUGGAUGUUCAGCACGGGAGCCUAAUCCUGGGCCCCAGGAGAGCCUGGCUGAGACACAGUUCCUGGAGCUUCUGCGCUCCAUGUGGCAGCAUGAGGAAAGCGAUGGUGAGGAGUUCGGAGGGGCAGGAGGAACCGAAGGAGGGGUGGAUGAAGAGGAGGGAAGAGGAGGGAGUGGUGAUGGAGAAAUGGAAGAAGAUAGAAUCAAUGACGAAGAGCUCGAUGAGAUUUAUGAGUUUGCAGCUACACAAAGGAAGAUGGAGACAACUAGAUCCCCUAAUGUAAGCGAUGAGGAGGAAGAGGAGGGUGAAGAAGUAAAUGAGAGCCCCGGAGCAGGAAAGAGUAACACAGAAAAGCAAUGCAUUGAAGCAGGACAGAGGAAGGAGACCCAGGAAGCCUUUUUUAAGGAGGCCAACACCAGUCGCCAUAGUUACAGGCUUGGAGAGGAUAAGGAUGCAGCUGCCAUGGAAACCAGUGCUAUGAACAUGCACCACGCCCAGGGCUCUCAGGCUGAUGUUUGUUUAGACUCCAAAUCUAACACACAUGGAGACCUAAACAGAAGCCACAACGUCAGCCUGGACAGGACCUAUAACCGUUUGUUCUCCGAGACGUGGGGAGAAUAUGUGGAGGCGUCUCAAACUCCAGCAGUAAUUUCUCAACCCCAGCAAGCUCAGCAGAAGAGCACAUACACCCCACGCCGAAUGUCCUCAGUCAGUGAAGUGAUUGACCUGUCCAUCAGCCCUCCUCCAGGCUCAGAAGAGGCAGGGGAGUCAUCCCUCCCAGUGGCUGGCGUGUCUCCAGGUGCAGUAGCAGGUAAACAAUCUCCAAACAUGGUUCUUCCUCCUUCCCCUUCAACAUUAAACAGAAUUCACCCUCAGCUCUCAUCUCCAGUACCCUUGAGUCCAUCAGGCAGGUCCAAACACUCACCUCCACGGCUCAGUAAAACAAGGCCUGGACUUUCCUCUCCAUUAGCUAGUAGCACCAAACCUGAGCAUCUAUCAAGACCUUGUCCAGUAGCCUUAUCCAACCAGUCCCGUAAAACCAAGCCUGAACUGUCAACUUUAAUAGCCAGUAGCAUCAAGCCUGAGCUUUCAUCUCCAGUGCCAAUCUGUAACCAGCCUGAACUCAUCGUCCUCUCUGACUCCAGCGAUGACACGGAUUCUGACCCCCAUCUUGACAAGGUUUCCACUCCAUCCCCUCCAAGAUUCAGUCAUAACUAUACUCAGAUUAAAGCUAAAGAAGGCAUGGAAGUUGGACUCUCUUCUAAAAAAUCAUAUGAAAGGGAGUGUUCCAAAACUGACCAAUCAGAGGGUGCCCUGAAUGACCCAGACCAUCAAAGUGUAUUGGAUGGCUCUGCUGAGGUUUCUUGGCUUAUCCCAGCCACUCCAGAAGUUUCCACAUGCUCCAGCUCCACGCAAACGCGCAGCAGCAUGUGGCGUGCUCAGCUCUUUCCCAAACCUUGUUCUUUGUCCUCCUCUUCUGUUCCUGAUGACUCUGAAGCAGACACACACUCUGGUUCCCUUGGAGAAAGACCAAGACUAAUGACCUGUUCAAGACUGCGUCCAGGUCCGUGCUCCUCUAGAGACGGUUCUACCAGUGACGCUUCCCCAGCUCCUCAGAAGCCAACAUCCCGCUCCAGACUCCAGACUGAUGCUUCGCAGUUUGUAAAACGAACUCAUCUUUCACCCCUUCCUGUCUCCAUGCCCUCCAGCAGCACUCCCGUGCACUCUACCCCCUGCCCAAAGCCUCCAGAGCCUCUGGGGUCACCCUUGCUGAAAGACUGCAGGCUUAGACCACAGAGUAGGGCAUCGUGGGAGGAAUAUGAUGACUUUGAGAAGGGAACUGCUCCUUCCGUCUCUCAGCGAGUGGCUCCUGCGAAGACGGCAUCUCAGCUAAAAAUAACAGGGCUUGGCUCCAUGCAUCUCAGCCAGUCUGAGAAGUUGCUGCCCCAGCACAGAAAUUCAGAAUCCGGGAAAGAGGCAUCCCUGAGUCCGCCCUGGGAAUCUGAGCGUGCUGAGACUGAGAAAGAUUUCACUGGUGAGACAGGAAAGAGAGACGAGGAGGAGAGGGGAACAGUGGAGGAGGAAAACAGGAGCGUGAAUGAAGUAGAGAUGGCUGAGGAGGCCAGUUUCUGCGCCUUUGAUGAGCCACCCAUCGCGUUUGAUGACUCAUGGGGUCUUGGUGGAGGAGGGGUAGGGGUCCAGGGGCCCUGCUUCAGUCUGAGGCUGGAGAGCAGUGGAGAUCCAGACAGCCCCUCAGAACACAGGAGGCAGGGAGAGACGCCACACUCUCGCUCUCCUUCUGUUCAUGAAACUCAUGCCACAUCACUUAUUUCUGUAGCUCCAGUCAACCACAGCUUGCCAGACCCUGCAGCGUGGGACAGCUGGGGGGAAGAUGAUGAAGAUGAAGCAGGACCUGCUCUUCCUCUCUCUCAGCGAGUUGGUGCAGUGGCUCCUCCAAAGAGAGUGGCUCAGCUUAAAACCCCAGUGGCUCGCAAGAAGAAGAAUCAAGUCCCGCUUGUGCCAAUCACCCCAAUGCCUGGCUUCUCAGAUAUGGACACACCUGACCUCAAGAAAAGACUGGACAGGUUUGGGGUGCGUCCCCUCCCCAAGAAACAAAUGGUCUUGAAGCUGAAAGAGAUCCACCAGUACACCCACCAGCUGAUGACCUCCGAAUCUGAGGAGGAAACUUCUCCAGUGAGUCGUCACAGAGCAGGGCGUUCACAGAUGGCUUCAACUCUCCAGCCUGCACUGCUUUCCUUUAAACAGCCCACAGCACCACCUCCUGUCUCGCCCAGGAAACUGCAGUUCGGCAGUGAGGAUCAUGAUGUCCUACCUGCAUCUCAGGAUUCCAACACAUCUUCCACAGCUGAGUCGGAAAGGUCAAACCCUGAGCUGUGCGACUCUGAUGACGACGGCUCAGACGGUGAGGGAAUCACAGCGUCUCAGGCAGCCAUGCUCGAGAAGGACAAACUCCUGGCUGUACGCUCCUUCAUCCAGUCGGACCCAGUUCUGUAUGGCCGUGUGCUGCAGUACCAGCCACUCUCCCUUUCUGAGCUGAAGGCCAGGCUUAGAACAGCAGGCAUCAGGCUGGGCACUGCCAAGCUGCUGGACUUCCUGGACUCCCAGUGCAUCACCUUCACCACUGCCAAACCAGGCCACCCAGCCCGCUCACGCAGGAAGGCCCGCACCCGGGCCCCUGCUGCAGGGCCUGGGCGUGCAGGUGGCCGGGGCAAGAAGAGAAUGGCUAAGCCAGCUGACUGAGCUGCGUGUGGGUGCCUUCAGGAAUGUUCUCUGAGAAGGACUCAUCAGAAAAGCUGUGUUAAAGGGACUUUGGGAGCACACACUCGAUGAGCUGCCUAAGAGCAUCCAUAUGGAAGAGACUUUUGGAUGAGCUGCCUUAGAGAGACUAUAGAACAGCCUUCUGGAUGAGCUGCAUGAGAGGAACUACAGAAGAACCCGCUUGAUGAGCUGCAUGAGUGGCACUACAGAGGAGCCCUCUUGAUGAGCUGCGUGAAAUGGACUAUAGGGGACUACUCUGGAUCAGCUGUGUGAAAAGGACCAUACAGAAGAUGAUUCCCCUGGACGAAUGCAUGAAAUGGACUAUAUAGAAGAGGCUUCUGAUCAAGCUGUAUAAGAUGAGGUGGCGAGUAAAGUUAGAGAGUCAGUAAUAGAUACCGAUAGGAAUAGGAGAGGUGCAUUUGGAGUUGUUCUUCACUCUUACUACCCCAAGGACAGCAUGUUUCAGGCAGUCACCCCUGCUCUAAUACAUUCAUUUAAACCUCAUAAAGCAGUGGUACCAAAGAGCAGGAUUAGGACACACACUCUAAUGGAUGUGAUUCGGCUCACUGGUUAAAUAUCAGUGCCUUUCUGAGCUGGGGCGUGGUGCUGCAGCAGCGGGCGUGAACUUCUCUGCUGUGCCAGUACUUUAUGAUGAGUCAUUAAGUGCUAAAAAUUAACUCAGGGUUUCAAACAAGCCUUCUUGUUUAGGGCAUUUUUGCACAUCAUUGUUUAAAAUGUCAAAAGUAUUAAUUUAAGCAACUGAAGUCAAUGUGUAAUGAAUUAAAAGAUGAAUCUCCUAAA